CAGUGUACCAUACUACCUGUCAAGCUCGAGGAUACGAUUUGCCAGACCACCGAGUCCCCAUAUCGAGCGUGACCUACGCCUUGCGCCUGCCACGUUAUCCGAACUGUCUGGCUGAACAAAACCUCACCCCGUCCGUCCAUCCAUCGAGAAGGCGAGAACCACAGCCGGUGCACGAGCUCCGCCUCCGCAAUGGCAUCGCGGCUCGCUGUACAGGCGCUGUCCGCGAGCCUGUUGUCGCUUGCGGAAACUACGUCCCCCAAACCACCGAAGCAACAGUCGCAGAGGCCAAGGGCAGCCAGCAGCAGCAGCAGCAGCCGGAGGAGGCUAGCAGCGACGGCGGGGGCGAUAAUCCUGGCGUCCCAGCUACUGCCGCCCGUGGCGAGUAGCGCCGCCGGCACGUUCGACCUGCAGCUCAUGCUGCCGGAGAAGUCCAGCGAGGAGGCCGAGGCCGUGGUGCGGAUCCACGCGCGCAACCUGCUGGGGGUGAAGCGCUUCAUCGACGCCGGGGCGUGGCGGGAGCUGCAGGCGGCGCUGCGCUCCAAUGCGUCCAACCUCAAGCAGGACCUGUACGCCAUCAUACAGGCGAGGCCCACGGGGCAGCGCUCUGAGCUCCGCAGGCUCUACUCCGACCUCUUCAACAGCGUCACCAGCCUGGAUUACGCCGCCAGAGACAAGGACGCGCUCCAGGUGCAGGAGCACUACGGCAACAUCGUCUCCGCUCUCGACGAGAUUUUCUCCAAGAUCACGUAGGAUACUCAGAAAUCUAUAUUUCCAGUUCGUGGAUACAAAGGCGGAGCACGGAUAAGAGAGAACUAGGAACUUAGAUCACGUUCACAUGAAGGAAGAACUAGCAGCAAAUGGCGACAGGCAAAAAGGAUCCUUCUUGCUAUGUAGCGACAUUUUUUUUCUUCUAGAGAGAACUAUUUAGCUAGUUCUUGUGAGCUUCCUCCGCUACAUCUAUUUACCCUACUGUCUGAAGGGGAAACCAGAAAGAAUCACAGUUUUUUACA
Zea mays is the source of this 1010-nucleotide messenger RNA. RefSeq names its product psbQ-like protein 3, chloroplastic. Gene Ontology annotation, biological process: photosynthesis; photosynthetic electron transport chain. Gene Ontology annotation, cellular component: photosystem II oxygen evolving complex; photosystem II; chloroplast. Gene Ontology annotation, molecular function: calcium ion binding. Bases 190 to 750 code for a protein of 186 amino acids. Lineage: Eukaryota; Viridiplantae; Streptophyta; Magnoliopsida; Poales; Poaceae. The record is from RefSeq and is a predicted model, not a curated record. The transcript is spliced from 2 exons.